CAGUCAUCAUCACAAUACACACAAUCUUUUUUAUAUGAUGAUAUAUCAACACUUGAUUUACAAAAUUCUUCCGUAUGUUUUAUGCAACAUAACUCUCUUGUGUCUGAUAUACUUGAGGUAAAUACUACAGAAAAUGAUGUCUAUGCUAAGCAAAAUGGUUUUGUCACAAUUAUUGUUAGAUCUAAAUCUGAUGAUAUUACACGUAGAAGAUAUAG
Molecule: messenger RNA, 215 nt
Organism: Racocetra persica
Lineage: Eukaryota; Fungi; Glomeromycota; Glomeromycetes; Diversisporales; Gigasporaceae
Source: the annotation of a GenBank genome assembly